This is a messenger RNA of Penicillium oxalicum, 2328 nucleotides long. RefSeq names its product E3 ubiquitin-protein ligase HEL2. The transcript has 3 exons. Gene Ontology annotation, molecular function: ubiquitin protein ligase activity; ribosome binding. Lineage: Eukaryota; Fungi; Ascomycota; Eurotiomycetes; Eurotiales; Aspergillaceae. The coding region runs from base 1 to 2328 and encodes 775 amino acids. Gene Ontology annotation, biological process: rescue of stalled cytosolic ribosome; protein ubiquitination. The record is from RefSeq and is a predicted model, not a curated record.
AUGGCUGAUAGUAUCUCAACUGCCCCAUCCACAGCCUCGGGCGGCCGUGGGAGUGGCCGUCGUCGUGGCCGCGGAGGGACCUAUCCCCCAGCUCGCACUGAUGAACCCCACGACACUGCAGAUGGCGCAGGGCGAGGCGGCAAAGCCCGUGGUCGCGGUGCACGAGGAGGUCGCGGGGGGCGCGGACGAGGAGGCUCCGCAAGCCAGAGCAAAGACCAGCACCAAAAUGGGGUUGACAAGCCUGAACCUCAACCUACGCCAACUGCGAUGGUCAAUGACGUGAAAGAGGUCCCUACCGCUACCGAUGACGCCGAUGAUGGUGAGAUCUGUUUUAUUUGUGCGUCAACUGUCGAGCACACAUCAGUGUCGCCCUGCAACCACCGUACAUGUCACAUCUGUGCGCUCCGCCUUCGCGCCCUGUACAAGAACAAAGGCUGUGCGCAUUGUCGAACUGAAUCUGCCUUUGUUAUCUUUACCGAUGACCCCCUGCGCCGCUUUGAAGAGUUUGACCAAAACGACUUUGCUCGAACAGAUGAAAACUUGGGAAUUCGAUAUGAGAAAGAUGAGAUCUUUGAGGACACGGUCUUGCUACUUAGAUACAAUUGCCCUGACAAAGACUGCGAUGUCGCCUGUCUUGGUUGGCCAGAUCUACACCGUCAUGUGAAGAGCAAGCACGGGAAAGUGAUGUGUGACCUUUGCACACGAAACAAGAAAGUGUUCACACACGAACAUACUCUUUUCACUGUGGCCGAGUUGCGAAAGCAUGAAAGACAUGGCGAUCACAAGCCUGGAUCCAUUGAUCAGAGUGGCUUCAAAGGUCAUCCCGAGUGUGGAUUCUGUCGGAUCCGAUUCUACGGGGACGACGAGCUCUACACCCACUGCCGCGACAAGCACGAGCGGUGCCACAUUUGCGACCGGCGAGCGUCCCAUCGUCAGCAACAGUACUACAUUGACUACAACGCUUUGGAGGCUCAUUUCCAAAAAGAUCACUUCCUGUGUCUUGACAAGGAGUGUUUGGAGAAGAAGUUCAUGGUCUUUGAGUCUCAGAUGGACCUCAAAGCGCAUCAGCUCGAGGCUCAUCCUAACGGAGUUUCCAAGGAUCUUCGUCGCGAUGCACGAAUGGUGGAUCUCGCGGAAUUUGACAUUCGAAGCCCAUACCAACCCCAGCGUCAACGACGAGGAGCUGGUCGUGGCCGGGAUCCAAACGCCGAGCCCUUGCCAGUCUCAAGUGCACAGCCGCUAGGGCGCGCGGAGCAGGCCUUUCAAAGGCAACAAGCCAUCCAGAGCGCCCAGUCAGUCACGACACGCAGCUUUGGUGGACAGCUUAGUAGGAAUGAGACGCAAACGGUGCAAGCACCUGCCCGAUCUGCCGCAGCCACACCCAACUCGGCUGCGAGAUCUCGUCCACCUCCCACGGCUGAGCUAGAGAGUCUCAGUAUUGCAGCGACCUCUGAACCAUUGAGUCCGCAAGAUCAAGCUCGUCGUCUGCGACAUGCCGCCGUCGUUGAGCGAGCCUCAAAUCUUUUGCACAAUGAUGCCACCAAGUUGGCUGAGUUCCGGAAGAGAGUCUCUGACUAUCGGGCAGCCUCAAUUGGUGCGACAGAGCUCAUCGACGCCUUCUUUUCUCUCUUUGACACAUCAAGCUCUGAGCUGGGAAAGCUCAUCAAAGAGCUUGCCGACAUCUAUGAAGACGAGAGCAAGCGGACCAGUCUCCUCCAAGCCUGGAAUGACUGGCGAGCUAUCAAUGAGGAUUACCCUGCGCUACCAGGCCCCGGGGGCUUAUUACCCGGUAUGUCCCCAGGCACUGUGAGCACAGGUGGCAGUCGAGUUUUGCGAUUAAAAUCGUCCACGGCGCAAUCUUCACGCUCCGCUGUCGGCCGCAGUGGUGCCAUAUCAUCAUCCUCAGCCAACCCUUUCCCUCCUCUCUCUGCAGCAGUCGGGGCCUCGUCUCGUCGCAACAACACUGCUUCCUCUACUCCCUGGGCUGCUGCCGCGCCAUCACCUUCAAUCAGUCGCCCUUCCUACACAACUCCGGCCCCCCGCUCCUCUCAAGCUACAUCGAGCAAUUCAGCUCGACCCAGUACCGGUGCGGAUGCAUUCCCUGCCCUGCCCGUGGCGGCGAAACCAAACGUGCUGAUGCCGGGCAAGACUCGUGGGUACGUCAGAUGGGAUGAGCGAAAGGCUGCACCAGCCAACGCCUGGGGGUCCAAUCCAUCCUCGGGUGGAGCUUCUCCGGCCGAGCUAAUGGACGAUAUGGACGACGAGCCUAGCGAUGGGAAAAAGGGCAAAAAGAAGAAGGGCAAGCAAACUCUCUUCCACUUUGGAUGA